AUGUACACGAUCCGACCUCUCGAUACCGACGAACUUCGAAUUGGAAUAGAGUUCAUGAGGAGUACCUAUCCUUCCUCAUUGGUAGAACUUGCAGCAUUACCAGAGCAGGUCUCUUAUUUCCAAAACUUCGUUACUGAACUUUCUGGAGGGCUUUUCGAGGUCGCCUACUCUGAUGUCCCCAUCGGCCCGCUACGUGCUGAUCUGGAACAGUCACUCCACGUCAAGGAUUACUCGCAUUCGGUCAUGCGGCCUCGAGCUAUCGCCCGCGAAAACUUGAGGCGUCUAUUGGCUGACAAACACAACAAGGGCCCAGGUGUGCAAACGAGAUGGGUGGUUCAAGUAAUCCACGAAACCGUUCGAGACUAUUUGAUGAAAGAUGGCAUGUGUCACCUCCCCGGGAAGUCUUUAUCUGUUACAAUGGAUCUUCGCGUCGGGCACCUUCACCUUUAUCAAAUGUGUCGUCGUAUUCUAGCCACCGACGAGAUGAGUUGCGCUCUCUCAAAGGAGCAAUGCAGACUACUGCAUUUGUCUCAUCCUCCAAAUACUGUACAGCUAGGUAUGGACUGGCUGGGAACAACAAUCGCCGACUACGUGCUCGAAAACACCUUCUGGCACUUGCGAAGCUCCCAAUUCUUUGACUCGAAAGACCAGUGUGGGCUUCAAUGGGAGUUGCUCAGUCCCUCUCUGCAAUGCGAUGUGCUUCCGGAAGCUAUCAAGAAAACCGUCUUGAGAUGGGAAUGCAUUCGACCUGCGGCCAGCAAAUCGGAGGUCUAUGGCCAUUUCAGCUCUGAAGAUUCUCACCUUGAACCCACCAGGGAUCGAGACCUAGGCCCUGUCCUAGAAGCAACGGGUUUCAAGUUGGAAGAUUUUCAGGUCUGCGCGUCCGAUGGACAUGUGGCUCUCCUCGCCGUCUACCGCCGUUCCCUUUCUCAUCCCCGUUUGGGCUCCCCGCCAAUCAUUUCUGCCUCGCACACCAUGGCACCGUGGAUGAAGUGCGUCUCCUGCUCCAGGAUAUGCGCACACGGCCUCCAGCCGCGAUUUCUGGAGCAGGGCCACUCUUGA
Messenger RNA from Fonsecaea erecta, 1062 nucleotides. RefSeq lists its product as hypothetical. The record is from RefSeq and is a predicted model, not a curated record. The coding region runs from base 1 to 1062 and encodes 353 amino acids. Lineage: Eukaryota; Fungi; Ascomycota; Eurotiomycetes; Chaetothyriales; Herpotrichiellaceae. The transcript has a single exon.